AUGCGCCUAGCCCACCUGCACAUCCCGCAUUUGAUCCCAUAUACGCACUCGCUGCGCCUGCAAAAUGCACUUGUGGAACGACAGUUUGCCUACAAGGACUUGCUGCGCUCCUUGGCUGGCGGCAGAGAAAGAGAUCAGUCCACAGAGCCUGAAAAGAUCAGGGAUAAGAUCGUUCAUCAUGCUCCAGAGCCAUAUAAUGACGGCGGUACCGGGUUGAGGCCCAGCCCGAGUUCGAGCACACAAUCGCCCAAUUCAGACAAAGGUGCCGCCACAAAGUCGCCGGCAGACGUAGCUCAAAAUGAUAACCAAGCACCCAAUACCGGAUAUGGCAAUAGCUCACACGCCUCCGACUUUACCAGUGUGGACUUGUCACCUCCAGACCCAACGCUGCUAACGUUCUCCACUUUCCCAACCUACACCGUCGGCCGGCGUCAUUUACUCGCGAAUCCCAUUUCGUCUGAGCAACAGGCGUUUUUGACCGCCGACGGCCGCGCCACGUUCCAUGCCUCGCCUCGCGGUGGGCUCUUGACGUACCACGCCCCAGGACAGCUGACGGGGUAUAUCGUGGCAGAUCUGCGUCGACAUGGGAUCACGCCGCGAUGUUGGGUCAAGUUGCUCGAGGAGAGCGUCAUACGGACCUGUGCCGUGUGGGGCGUGGCCACGAUGCGAACAGACGAUCCGGGGGUUUGGAUGGAUAAUCGACAACAACAACCGUCGUCUCGAUCUCGACAGGACUCACUAACCGCCGCAGAGUCUGAUUCUUCCCCUCAAAGCGACCGCAAAAUCUGUGCCCUAGGCGUCCAGGUGUCGCGUGGUAUCACCUCUCAUGGAAUCGGCUUUAAUGUCUUCGAUGCUGCGAUUCCUUCGUCACCGUCACAUCGCAGCUAUGACUUUACUCCGGCGCAGGUCGCCUCAGCCUCGUACUUCGCAUCGACGAAGGGGUAUUUGUCCUGGGGAUUCAGUCGGAUCGUGGCAUGCGGCCUUGAAGGGAAGAGCGUGACGUGGCUGACGCGUGAACGAGGAAGAAAUGACACAAUGCAGCUGAAUUCGGAAGAUGGAUCUGGACACGAACUUGAACUCAACAGCAGUGAAAGUCAAAGUCAUGGUCAAACUCAAGACCGAACGUUGCAGGCCCUGCCAGAUGAGCACAUCGCUCUCGAAAGCGUAGCAGACGUGUUCGCGCAAGAAAUCUGUCGCGGCUUGAAUUCAAUGCGAGCAGCCGGCAAAGAGACCGUAGAUGGUGCGUAUCGAAUCCAAGAGGAGGACAUCUUGUCGUGGGAGAGAAAAUCUUGA
Capronia coronata CBS 617.96 is the source of this 1293-nucleotide messenger RNA. RefSeq lists its product as uncharacterized. The record is from RefSeq and is a predicted model, not a curated record. The transcript has a single exon. Bases 1 to 1293 code for a protein of 430 amino acids. Gene Ontology annotation, cellular component: mitochondrion. Lineage: Eukaryota; Fungi; Ascomycota; Eurotiomycetes; Chaetothyriales; Herpotrichiellaceae. Gene Ontology annotation, molecular function: lipoyl(octanoyl) transferase activity. Gene Ontology annotation, biological process: protein lipoylation.